AGCUGAUGGCAGUUGAAUUUUUCUUGUUUAAUCUAUUUGUUGCUAGUUGCUCGUGAAAACCCGUUUAAAACAGUCCAAAAUGGUGCAGGUUUGGUAUAUGGAUACGGAGGAAACCGAUCAGCGCCUGGAGCACCACCGCAAUCCGCCUGCCUACUUGGAACUGGAGGAUCUGUACCAGAAGACCGGCGUGGAAUACUUUAAGAUCAAUGCGGACGAGUACCAGAGCGAUAAUACCCUCACGGAAUUGAGGGCACAACGUGGCUACACCUACGAUGAUGAGAUCACCUGCUCGGAGAAGUGCCUUCCAGACUACGCCAACAAGUUGAAAGCCUUUUUCACCGAACACCUGCACACGGAUGAGGAAAUUCGCCUGAUAUUGGAUGGAUCUGGUUACUUUGAUGUUCGCGACAAUGAGGACAACUGGUUGCGUAUUAAGGUUGUGAAGGGAGAUCUGAUCAUUAUACCCGCUGGCAUCUAUCACCGCUUUACUUUGGAUAUCAAUAACUUUAUCAGAACUCGUCGCUAUUUUGUGGGCGAGCCUGUCUGGGCUCCACACAAUCGUCCUGCUGAUGAUAUGGACUGUCGCAAAUCGUACAUCAAGCAUCAGUCGGAAAACUUUGUGCAAUUCAAUAAGGUUUAAAAACCUUAAAUCUUGUUUUUUACCAUCAAGUUUGAUAUUUUGAAAUAAAAAAUCGCUAAGCGUAAUCAAUA
This is a messenger RNA of Drosophila mauritiana, 711 nucleotides long. It is a transcript of the gene Adi1, whose product is annotated as 1,2-dihydroxy-3-keto-5-methylthiopentene dioxygenase. Gene Ontology annotation, molecular function: acireductone dioxygenase [iron(II)-requiring] activity. The record is from RefSeq and is a predicted model, not a curated record. The coding region runs from base 80 to 640 and encodes 186 amino acids. NCBI's taxonomy places the organism in Eukaryota, Metazoa, Arthropoda, Insecta, Diptera, Drosophilidae. The transcript is spliced from 5 exons.